AUGCAUCGUCUCUUUGCUGCAUUUGGAUUACGAUUUCGAGGGGAAUAUGAAGAUUUGUGGUUAAAAACUUAUCCACGAUCGAUUCGACCUUGUUGUCGACCAGACUGUAUUCAAAUCGAUCUGUUUGGUUUUGCACAUCUUCAAACAAACACCUAUAUUCCUUCUAUCACAUCACCAAAUUUUGAUCCUGUUGAUUCAUACACUUCAUACACAAUAUUAAAAGAAAAAGAAAAAGAAUUCCGAGCCAAUCAAAUUAUUAUCGGUGAAAUUACAACGUCAUGUCUCGAUUUUGAAUGUACUACUCCAGAAUCAAUAGUAAGUUCACGUGUUGAUAUUUUACUAUUCUUCUUUAUGUGCCUGUUUCUUGUUUAGUUCAAUAAUACAUCAACGAAACGAUUGAUUCAAAAAGUACUUCAACUUGAAAGAAUACUUUAUUUUUUAAUGAAGUUUUAUUAUCAUCCAAGUUGUGCAGAAAAUUUCAUUGUCAUGUUAUCUGGUCGUUUCAAUAAAUGCCGAUCACCAAGUCGUAUUCUCGACUCAUUGAUAAGUACCGAUUUAACUGUUACAUUUCCUUUACUCUUCUGUUUGUAUGAAAAAAAACGUUUUUUUUUUGUAUGAUUAGCAUUUUGUUAGGAUGUGAUUCAUUCGGACUCGUCUCCUUCGUGUUGCACAUAUAGUGAGUACCAAAAUUGAUCAACAAGCAGAAUAAACUUUUUCGAUGAGCUCAUAUUUCGACUACUAUAUGAACUGCAAUGACCCUAGUUUGUCCAUAUUGUAGCCCAUAUUAUCUAAUAUAUACACACAAAAUUUCAAGUAAAAUCAUCCUUCUUUUCUACAGUUAUUGAACAAACUACGAUAAACUUUGUAGAACAUCGGUAUAGUUUAUAUGUCUAGAAGAAGUUACUAUCUUCACUUUAUACGAUUAAAAUAUAUAAUAAAACACAGUUUCUAAUACAGUUUUCCACGCUCUUUUAGGUGAUACCUUGGAAAUCAAAAAUCAGUUUAGAACUAAUACCCGUUUCAAAAUAAAAAAAGGGUGGCCAUUUUUUGAAUAACUUUUGAUAGUUCGAUGGUGGAGAAGUGAAACUUUUAGAGUAGAUAGAGCAAGUCAAGGGCUACAAAACGACAUCCUCCCAAGAUUUUUUGUGUGAUGUUUUCGAAGCUUGGGUAUAUCGACUUUCUUGCGAACAUUCAAGUAGGGACUUAUAAUGCUUUCGGAUCAUAUUUUUUUUAUGGAUUAGAUUCGUCUACUGAAGGUCUACAAGAAUCGCACUAACCCGAAUUUUCGAUAUCCAUCUUUAAAGAAACGGGAUCGAUCCCAAGUAGACCUAUUUUUGCAGAAAAUUGAUGAUAUGACUUGCACAAUUUCACUUCGCAGUAAGUUUUCGCACAGGUUUUCGACUACGGCGAGUCGAAUGGCAGUGUUUUCGAUCAAAGUUGAUCGAUCCAUGUCCAAAAGUCGCCUAAUUGAACUCUGUCUGUCAUGUAAAACUGGGGGUUUUAUGAUGUUUUCUCCUUUAUUUUGGCCUAUGUCGUCCAUCGA
This is a messenger RNA of Rotaria sordida, 1543 nucleotides long. NCBI's taxonomy places the organism in Eukaryota, Metazoa, Rotifera, Eurotatoria, Philodinida, Philodinidae. The record is from the annotation of a GenBank genome assembly.